AUGAAGACAUGCUACUAUGAACUUCUACAAGUGGAGUCCACAGCUACAGAAACAGAGCUAAAGAAAGCAUACAGAAAAAAAGCCCUCCAAUUACAUCCCGAUAAGAACCCCCAUGACGUGGAAGGCGCCAAUGCCAGGUUCGCUCUAGUAAGAGCAGCCUACGAGGUUCUCUCAGAUCCCCAAGAAAGAGCAUGGUACGACAGUCACAAGUCCCAGAUUCUUCGUGAAGAUGAAGACUACGAGGAGGACGGUUUCGUGCCCGAGAUGGUCAUUCCUAGCAUAUCUGUGGAAGAGCUUCUACGAUACUUCAACCCAUCGUUCUACCAGAGAGAAGACGACUCGCUAGCUGGGUUCUAUAGUGUGGCUUCGAGAGUGUUUGAGAGAUUGGCUUCGGAAGAGGUGGCUCAUGGUAAGUACCAGCAGCUUUCUAGUCAUCAGAAGUAUAUGGAUGAUUCACCUAAUGUCGCUGCGUUGGAUGAGUCUGUGCUUAUGUUCCCUAGGUUUGGCAAUUCCCAUGCUGACUAUAGUUCGUCGGUUAGGCAGUUUUAUGCUACGUGGAACGGGUUCCUGACAGUUAAGUCUUUCUCGUGGAUGGACCAGUAUAGGUACCUGGCGGCGCCAGACCGUAAAACUAGACGUCUUAUGGAGAAGGAGAACAAGAAGGCUCGUGAUAACGCCAGAAAGGAUUAUAAUGAAACUGUCAGGCGGUUUGUUACGUUUGUGAAGAAGAGAGAUCCAAGAGUGAAGAAGGGCGUUGAACGGUACGAGGCUAGUAAGAAGAAACAAGAGCGUGAAACCUUGGAGAAGCAGGCUAAACAGCAAAGGAUCCAGCAGCUUGCAGAAAUGAAUGACUUUGAGGUUCAGGAUUGGCAAAAAUUUAGUAAUGAGGAGUUAGACGAGCUUGAGGCUUUGUUGAAGGAGGAGUAUGAAUUAGGCAGCGAUUCGUCUACCGAUAGUGAGUAUGACGAAUUUGCCGAUACAAACGAAAACUUCUUCGAGUGUGUGGCCUGUAACAAGGUGUUCAAGUCUCAGAACCAAAUGGAUGCACAUGAAAGAUCCAAAAAGCAUAAACAAGCCGUGCAAGAGCUCCGUGAGGAGUUGCUACGGGAAGGCGCCGAGUUUGGCUUCGAUAAUGGCGAAGAGGUUCUGUCGUUUAACGAUGAUAUUGAAGAGCCUGAAGUUGAGCCUGAAGUUGAAGAAAAGGUGGAAAGCCAGCCAGUUGAUAUAAUAGAUGAGGAACCAGUCGUCCAAAGUGAAAAUCUUGAUGAUUUACAAGUGGAUGACGAUAUCAACAGUGAUGAAGAAAGCGAUGAAAGCAUAGAGGCUGUUAAACCUCAAAGUAAAAAGAAAUCACGUCGUUCGGCUAAAACACAGCAGAAUCUCGAUGAUGAACUUGCACAACUUGCAAAUGGCAUGACUCUAGACGACGAAGACGACGAUUGGGGUUCAGGAAAGAAGAAAAGCAAGAAAAAGAAGAAGAAGGCUGAAACUCUGGCUCUGAAUACCGCAUCUCCAGCACCAGUCGACGAGAACAUCGAAGUUCCUUCAAAGAAUAAUUCAGAAGUAUGUGUUGCUUGUGAUGAAACCUUUCCUUCGAGAAACAAGUUAUUCCAGCAUGUCAAGAAUACGGGCCACGCGGCGCCUGUUAACAAAGUAAAGAAAAAGAAAGGCAAAGGCAAGAAAUGA
Candidozyma haemuli is the source of this 1686-nucleotide messenger RNA. RefSeq lists its product as uncharacterized. The transcript has a single exon. The record is from RefSeq and is a predicted model, not a curated record. Gene Ontology annotation, cellular component: cytoplasm. Lineage: Eukaryota; Fungi; Ascomycota; Pichiomycetes; Serinales; Metschnikowiaceae. Gene Ontology annotation, molecular function: zinc ion binding; nucleic acid binding. The coding region runs from base 1 to 1686 and encodes 561 amino acids.